Molecule: messenger RNA, 1636 nt
Organism: Saccostrea cuccullata (small rock oyster)
Lineage: Eukaryota; Metazoa; Mollusca; Bivalvia; Ostreida; Ostreidae
Exons: 6
Coding region: 40-1428 (462 amino acids)
Source: RefSeq, a predicted model, not a curated record
UUAGUGAGUUUUAGGUGUACAUGUUUAUCCUUCAUUUUGAUGUGCAGGGAGAUUCAAGGUUACGACAGAACAUUGGAAAAUGAAAUGAUGCAGUUUUUUGAGUAUAUUCAGACACCUUUCACUGAAACACUAAAGAUCUUGAAGGAAUAUUCCGACAACAGUAAAAGUUCAAAACAUGUAAUUACCGGGACCUGUCGCAAAAAUGAUAAUCUUUUGAAUUAUGUCCUUGGAUACAGGCAGAAUGAAUCUGCAUAUCAGCUGAGUAUAGAAGAAAUCAUAGGCAAUAACCUGAAAAUGUGUAUUUAUGAUAAAGACAACUCCACAUUCAAUGAUAUUGUUGGGAUUUGCCUGAAAAAAAGCCAUAUACGUAAGGUGCCAAGUGCAGCUAGUAAAAAGUUAGGCAUCGACGACAGCACAGAUGGACAUUUAUUUGACUGCAAUUUGAUACAAAAGAUUUUACAGCCAACACUAACAACGGCUAUAGGUUCCACUGUUAGGAUGGAAGUUAAACGAACUCCAUACUUACAGAAAACAAUACCAGAUGGGUGGUGGUUUUUGUUCGGUUCAGCAGUGGGAAUAAUAGCAUCGUCAACUGUUUUCUGUACUGUUUGGAAAUACUCGGUCUAUAAGAAAAGAAAAACUGAAAAACAAAGAAAACAUACCAAAGAAGAAAACGCCUCUGUAUAUCAAGAUAUUGACGAGUACGAAUUGAUGCCCAUCUACAGAGAUCCUGCAAAGAAAGAACGAUUAAUGGGUCCUAGACAAAUCUUGCCUGGUACAUACGCAAUGCCCGAUGACAAAAUUAAAAGCUUAGGAAACAAAUCAGAUUCUGUUCUGAAUGCAAACAAAGAUGAGAAUCAUCAGGAAACAAAAAUGACACACACCGGGCAGUCUAAUGGUCAUGGACUAGUCUCAGAAUCAAAGGAAAAUACGGAAAAUAAUCCAUACUUUGUUUUGGCAAAAGAAACAUCAGGUGUAAGGAAUCCUGAAGAAACUGAGGAUCAAGAGCCGGACUCCGUUAUGGAUGCCAUCAAAGAUUUCGAUGUGGAGUCAGAGAAAACAAAGAUGACACACACUGCCCAGUAUAAAAGUAAUGUGGAUUUUGAUGGACUCAAACAAGAUCAUGGAAUGGCCCCAGAAUCACAGAAAAAUACGGAAAAUAAUCCUUACUUUGUUUUGGCAAAAGAAACGUCUGGCUUACGAAACCCUAAGGAAAUUGAAGAUCCAGAUGCUAACAGUGAAACUCUUGAUGAGGAAGUUGCCUUGUCUAUUUCUUAUAGUUGCCCAGCGGAUGCCAAGAAACAAUAUGAAGACAUUGUUAAUGAGAACAUUACCUCUUUGAGUGAUGAUUGUGAUGGAAAAAACGAUAUUAACGACACGUACUUUGUCAUUGAUUCUAUGGCAAGUUCAACUACUAUAGAUGUAUAAAGAAAAUAAACUUGACUUUUCGUAACACAUGUAUAAUUUUAUUUUUGAAUUGUGGAUCUUUUACUUUUUUAUCCUAUUUUAAUAAGUUUAUUUAUAAAAUUCGGAAGUCACUACGACUUUGCAUUUAAAGAUUUGUACAGAAACAUUCUUUAUAAAUAAAAUGUCAAAUAUAUUUCUUUUUCAAAAAGGGUUUUUUGUACAUGUCUUG